Molecule: messenger RNA, 702 nt
Organism: Capronia coronata CBS 617.96
Lineage: Eukaryota; Fungi; Ascomycota; Eurotiomycetes; Chaetothyriales; Herpotrichiellaceae
Exons: 2
Coding region: 1-702 (233 amino acids)
Biological process (GO): translation
Cellular component (GO): ribosome; mitochondrial large ribosomal subunit
Molecular function (GO): structural constituent of ribosome
Source: RefSeq, a predicted model, not a curated record
AUGUCACAGCCACUGGCUUCUCGCCUGUCGACAUGCUGUUGGAGGUCGUUCUGCGCAGAGAUGCGGCCGCAGAGACAAUUCCACCGGUCAAUGGUCACAUUACAACGAGGACCAGUCCAGAAACUCGAUGUGCCCUCAGAUCUACCUGCCCAGUUGCUGCCCCAGUUUCCAGAAAGAUAUAGGCCGGGAAGAAACCGACGAGACAUUGUCGUCCACCCAUCUCCCAGAUCCGAAGCCGAAACAUGCAAAGAUCCAGUCGGCCUGGUGGAAAACCGGCAACUGAGCGUCCUCGACCCGACAGGCGCACGAGCGAGACUUUUCGACAAGGCGAAUCCAGAUCGCGCCAAAGUCGGCGAUGUCUUACUUACAACCUUCAAAUCGGGAGAGCCGGUGUCUGGGGUGAUCAUGGUGAUAAAAGGGUCUGGGCCGCAUACUUCGGUACUGCUGCGGAAUCAAUUGACCACGAUCGGGAUGGAAAUGAGCAUCAAAGUGCACAGUCCACUGGUUCAAAGUAUGGAAAUAGCACAACGAACGCCCAAGAGAAAGAGGCGGGCCAGGUUAUACUACCUGAGGAAGCCGGAACAUGAUGUGGGCAGCGUACAGAAAGUGGUGGACCAGUAUCUGAGGCAACGAGCCAUGUUGACGGGCGGAAAGAAUGCCAGGCAAGGAGGCACCUUCAGGUCUCGGAAGGGAAAGAAAUAA